Molecule: messenger RNA, 1030 nt
Organism: Candidula unifasciata
Lineage: Eukaryota; Metazoa; Mollusca; Gastropoda; Stylommatophora; Geomitridae
Source: the annotation of a GenBank genome assembly
AUUGUUUUAUGAGCGACAGGAUGAUUUGAUCACCACCUUCGAAAAUACAGCCACAGACUCCAAGAUAGAGAUUUAUGUUGAGAACACAAUUGACACUAGUGCCCUAGUUAUCAGAUUAUCACAGAUUUCCUUUGCUGUUAAUCUGGCCUUACUGAUCGCCAAAGCUGUAGCAGUUGGCCUCUCCAACUCUUUGUCAAUCAUUUCCAGUCUAGUGGACUCGAUCGUUGAUUUAAUUUCUGGUAUUAUCAUUUGGUGGACAACACAUGCUAUUAGAACCAGCAAUGUUUAUGUCUACCCAAUAGGCAGAUCCCGGCUGGAGCCUGUGGCGAUCAUCAUCCUGUCAGUGGUUAUGUCCCUGGCAUCUUUAGAGGUUGUCAUGUCAGCAAUUCGUAGAAUUAUCGACUUUACCAGUGACCUUGACGGCAUUGCUGUGUUUGAGUUACCAACUAUCCUCAUUGCACUGAGCACAGUUGUGGCGAAGUUUACCCUGGCUGUAACCUUUUACCUGUUAAUGAAGAAGCGAAAAUUGCAACUACCACCUGUUGAUGCCCUCAUACAAGACCAUCGUAAUGAUACCCUGUCAAAUACAAUUGCCAUCAUAUGUGGAUAUUUAGGGUCCCAGCAGUUCGCUGACAGAGUCCACACAAGAAAAGUUGCCUACAUCGAUCCUAUUGGUGCAAUUAUUAUCGGCUUCUACAUCAUUAUCAGCUGGUAUAAAACUGGUUAUGAACAUAUCCAGCAUGUGACAGGUUACACCGCUGACCCAGCAUUUUUGAGCGAGAUCACUUGGAUAUCUCUCAACCACAGCCCCAAGAUUCUGUGUCUGGACACAGUCAGAGCUGUCCACUUCGGCUCCCAAUACCUGGUGGAGGUAGAUAUAGUCCUGCGAGAGGAAACCAUUCUCACAGAAUCCCAUGAUAUUGGUGAAAGUUUACAGCAAAAACUGGAGAGACUGCCUGAGGUUGAAAGGGCUUUUGUGCAUGUGGAUUUUGACUCGGAGCAUUGCCCAAGAUCAGAGCACAUCUACUAG